Messenger RNA from Fundulus heteroclitus (mummichog), 5227 nucleotides. RefSeq names its product PH domain and leucine rich repeat protein phosphatase 2 (gene phlpp2). Bases 204 to 4517 code for a protein of 1437 amino acids. Lineage: Eukaryota; Metazoa; Chordata; Actinopteri; Cyprinodontiformes; Fundulidae. The record is from RefSeq and is a predicted model, not a curated record. The transcript has 19 exons. Gene Ontology annotation, molecular function: protein binding.
AUGUUUAUUGAUCAGCUCCCGGCAGGCAGGCCUGCGUGACAGCGGUCAGAUCAGUCGGGAUAUGGCGUCGCAGCACCGAACCGGGAUGCGUCUUCCUCUCUCCGCGGGAAUCUGCCAGCCGUGCUCCGGGGGCGCUCCUGCCUUCUGAGGCUGCUGACGGGGGGAGAGGGAGAGGGGGAGAGGGAGAGGGAGGGGGGGCAUACAUGGCGACGGAGGAGGAGGACAACAACAACACGGCGGUGCCCGCGGCCAACAUCCGAGCCGACGCCAAGGAUAAAGGAGGAGGAGGCGAUGCCGGGGACGGCGGGGCUUGUGUUGACCGGCAGCCGGACGCGCUGCUCCAUCAGGCGGGGCUGAGCCGGACGGCGGGUCGCGGCAGCCGCAGCGGUCCCGGAGCUCACUCUGCGACGGGGAUCCGAGUGCUGAAGCGCAACAUGAAGAGAAACGGGAGCCGGAGCUGCGUGACGAGGAAGACCAGGUUCGGGUCGCGGGAGCGAGACUGGCUGAAGGGGGACACCCAGCGAGGCUGCGUGUGUCUGUAUGGCGGCGCCGCGGACCCCCAGCCGCCGGCCUCCGGCCCGCAGGCCUCCUCCACGCCGCAGACGGACCUGCAGCUGGUGCUCUGCUCCACCAGCACCACCGUGGAGGACCUCUGUGCUCAGAGGAGCGGACAGGGGCUCUACGUUCAGCUGCACGGAGACCUUGUCAGGAGGCUGGACCCCCCGGAGCGGCCCCUCCAGAUGGUGUACGACUACCUGACGUCCAUGGGUUACGCAGACCCGGCGCGAGUGCAGCAUGAAGCGGCCAACUCCGACCUCAGCUGCAUGAUCCGUUUCUACAGCGAGAGGCCGGGCAAUGCAGACCAGCAGGAGCGGACCCUGUUGAAGGGGGUGUUCAGCGUCAGGAAAGGGAAGACGCAGCUGCACAAGUGGGCGGAGCGGCAGGUCAUCCUCUGCGGCACGUGUUUGAUAGUGGCCUCGGUGAAGGAUAGCCUGGCGGGGAAGAUGCACAUUCUACCCCUGGUGGGCGGAAAGGUGGAGGAGGUGAAGCGGCGGCAGCACUGUCUGAUGUUCAGCUCGGCCGGGUCCCAGGCGCAAACCUACUUCGUCAAUUUUGACACGCUCGCCGACUACCAGCGAUGGCACCGGCAGGCGUCAAAGGUGGUUUCUCAGACGGUGAGCCUGGUGGACUUGUCCUGCUACAGCCUGGAAACGGUGCCUGAAUAUCUGUUUUACUGUCAGGAUCUCACCCACCUUAACCUGCGGCACAACUUUAUGAGGCUGGAGGGACCUGGAAGCCUGCUCAACCUCCCCAGGUUUUCCCAGCUGAAGAGUCUGAACAUCUCUCACAACCGUCUGGGUGUUUUCCCUGAGUGUGUGUGUGAGAUCCUCACCCUAACCGAGCUGAACCUCUCCUGCAACAAUCUGCACACCAUCCCUGUUCAGAUUGGCAACCUUCAGAGCCUGCAGACACUGUCUUUGGAUGGGAACCACCUAAGCUCGCUGCCUGAAGAGCUUGGUGGUCUGUCUCAGCUCAACAGCCUGGGGUUCUCCUUCAACAACUUCUCCCACGUCCCCACGGUGCUGGAGAGGCUGUGUGCAGUGGACAAGCUGGCCAUGGCCGGGAACCGACUGGAGAGCUUGGAGCUGUCCACGCUGGUCCGAAUGAUCCACCUGAGGAACAUCGACCUCCGGCUGAAUGGGCUCCGGUGUGUUAAAUGCGACACCGCAGAUCCAGUGAGCCACGUGACCCAGCUGGACUUGCGGGAUAACUGCCUGGACUCGCUCGACCUGAACUCCGUCUGCAACCUGGAGACUCUGCACUGCCAGCGGAACCAGCUGGGGACACUCACGCUCAGCGGUUUCACGCUGCGCACGCUUCACGCCGGCAGCAACCGCCUUUCCACAGUCAACGUCUAUCCAGUCCCGAACCAGCUGACACACAUGGACCUUUCACAGAACCUGUUGGAAUACCUUCCAGACUGGGUGUGUGACUGUCGAAAAAUUGAGAUGCUGGAUGCUACCCACAACCUUCUGUCUGAACUUCCUUCCAGGUUGCUGAACAGCUUGAGUUUGAGGAAGCUGCUGGCGGGGAACAAUCAUCUGCAGAGAGUGCCUGACCUCCUAGACCAUAUCCCUCUGGAAACCCUUGACCUGCAGCAUAACAAGCUCACCGAACUUCCAGAGAGCCUCUUUUACAAGGCCUUAAACCUAAAAUACCUAAAUGUGUCAGCCAACGCCUUGGAAAGCAUCCCCCCCAGCAGCCAAUCAGAGGAGAGCCUCAGCACUCUCCAGGAGCUCUACCUGACCGGGAACAACCUGAACGAGAACUGUGGUGCUCUGUUGGUCGGACACCAGAACCUGCGGAUCCUUCAUGUCGCCUACAACCAGCUGCUCUCUUUCCCAGCCAGUAAGCUGAGUAAACUGGAAAUGCUGGAGGAGCUCAAUUUAAGCGGGAACAAGCUGAAGACGAUCCCCUCCACCGUGUCCAGUUGUAAGCGGCUGCACACGCUCAUAGCACACUCGAAUCAAAUAACCGUCUUCCCAGAAAUCCUCAACCUGCCUGAGAUCAAGCUUGUAGAUCUGAGCUGCAAUGAGCUGACUGAGAUUCAGCUACCUGACUCCCUGCCUGCCACGCUGCAAGAGCUGGACCUGACGGGCAACAGCAGCCUCACGCUGGAGCACAAAACCCUCAACCUGUUCAGUCACAUUACCACGCUGAAAUUAGACCAGAAGUCCCCGCCGACACCCGGAGACUCCCUGGGCUCCUCGGCUCUCUGGAAGCACGGUUACUCUGAGAUGAGAGGCCAAAGGAAUAAGUUGUGUGUUUCUGUGCUCGCUGUGGACCGUUUUGGAGACGGCGGCGAAGGCUGCUACGGCAUCUUCGACGGCGACCGCAACGAAGAGGUACCACGGCUCUUGCAGUGCACCAUGGGAGACGUGCUUUGCGAAGAGCUACAGCACUCCAGGACUGACGCAGUCUACAUGUGUAACACCUUCCUCACCUCACACAGGAAACUUGGCAUGGCUGGACAGAAACUCGGUGCUUCUGCCCUGUUGUGUUACAUCCACCGUGAGGUGUCCGAGUCCGGGGGCUGCUUUAGCCUCACGGUGGCUAACGUGGGCACGUGCCAGGCGAUUCUGUGCCGUGACGGACAGGCUGUACAGCUCUCAAAGGUCUUCAGCUUGGAGAACUCCACUGAGGAGAUGGAGAGGGUUAAAGUCCAUAAAGCCAUUAUAACAGAGGAUAACAAAGUGAGCGGAGUGACGUGCUGCUCCCGCUUGUUGGGCUGCUCCUAUCUGUCUCCCUGGGUGCUUCCAAAGCCCUGGGUGCACACCGAGCCGCUCUGUGCCAAGGAUGAGUUCCUGAUCCUGGGGAACCGGGCCCUUUUUGAGCGGGUGUCCUACCAGGAGGCUGUGCGCACUGUGCAGGCCGUGCGGGAUCCGCGGGCCGCCGCCAAGAAACUGUGCUCCCUGGCCCAGAGCUAUGGCUGCAAGGACAAUAUAGGAGCCGUGGUGGUGUCACUGCAUGUCGGCGAGGACAGCUGCACUUGUGAGCCGCCGGCGUCGAACGACGAACUGCGGGGUCCGCCCCCGGCCCCCGUGCCGGUGUCCGCGCCCCCGUGCCCCAGCGAUCCGGGAAACCUCUCGUUCAGCAGCGGCAUCGGUACCGAGUUCAGCAGCGAGACGUCAGCCUCAGAGGUAGGCAGCGAGGCGGGAUCCACCGCCUCGGACGAGCCCCCGUCCUCCGGCUCCGCGUCUCGCCCCGAGCGGCGCUGCAGCCUCCACCCUGCUCCCACGCCCUGUGGGAUCAUGGUGCCGGGUCCAGCUGCGGCAGCAACCCACCCUGGUGUUUUCCAGCGCCAGCCCUCCAGUGCUACAUUCUCAAGCAACCAGUCCGACAACGGCUUGGACAGUGACGACGAAGCUCCACCCGAGGGGGUUAUCUCCAAUGGGAGCAAGUUAGAGGUUGAGGUAGACAUCCACUGCUGCGCUUUCCAGCUCCGGUCCGGGGCCCUGGAGAGCCCGAAGGAGCUGAAUCUUGAAAACCGUCACGGUAGAAUACGCAGACAGAACAGCGUGGUGGUUUCCGCCACAAACGGCUGUCUGCUGGCUGUGUGCGGGAGGGAGAACGGAGACCUCAAGAAGUCCCCUUCCACGUCCAGCCUGUUCGGUAAGAAGUUGUCCAAUGGCUCUGUGGUGGCCCUGGAGGAGAGUCAUAAUAUUAUUGAGGUGGCCCUGGAGGCUCCUAAGAAGAAAUCGGGAUACUUCACCGCCCCAGCUCAGCAGGACCCAGAGGACCAGCUGAUUGUGCCUCCUGGUCUUGAGCAGGAGAUCAGGGAGCAGCUGAAAGGCCAGAGCCUUCUUGUCUCAGGCAUCUCCACACCACCAACACCCACUUGUGUGAAAGAUCCACUGUGGGAUCAACCGCACCCUCAUGCGUUUGCCUCCAGCUUGGUUCCAGGCCCGGGCCUCGCUACCAUCAUGCAGCAGGAAGUCUAUGAUACAGCCCUCUAGGACGCUUGGACAGCCGAUUGGAGGCAGUUUGGAUUGUGCCAUUCUGGAGGCGUGGAGCUAUCUCUUUACAGCUGGUUGGGUUGGAAGAAGUUGCCAUUUGAAUUUUUUUUUUCUUUUUGAAAAGACAAGAAACGCCUUUAGACCUUUGUCAUUGACUGAUACUGUGCCAUUAAAGAGAGAUAAACAGAACAUGCUCUGAGUAUCCACCACAAUAGGGCUGAACAGGAUUUCCACGUGUCCAGUAUAUCAACAGCAUUUCCCUUUACUCGGAAAGUUAAGCAGUCUGAUGCAUUGUGGUCAAACCUACCCUUGAGGAACCCAAAGGUGUCUCAGGUUCUGCAGAGAUGGAUUAGUGCUGAUGCUUGAAAAAGUGCCUACUACGGACGACACAUCAGAAAGCUCAACGCAUCCAGUUUAGGUGUUGGGAUGAGAGCUUUUUUUUAGUUACAAUCAGACAGGGCACAGUUUUGUUUUUGUUUUUCAAACACUGGACAUCCAUGGACGUUUUUUUAUGGCUGUUAAUGUUUGGCCCGUUGUUUUCUUUAUCAGACCCAGAAAAAUAUAUUGAAAACUUGACUUUUUAUGCCAUAAUCCCAUAUAAAUAUAGCCUAAAUUAAGAUGUGAAAGUCAAGCUUUGUUUAACCACAAAGACCUUUCAACUAAACAUCAGUGGACGCCUUUACGUGUACGUCUUUUCAGAGUUCACUUUU